Salvelinus fontinalis (brook trout) is the source of this 7443-nucleotide messenger RNA. Its product is annotated as prostaglandin E2 receptor EP4 subtype-like. The record is from RefSeq and is a predicted model, not a curated record. The transcript has 2 exons. NCBI's taxonomy places the organism in Eukaryota, Metazoa, Chordata, Actinopteri, Salmoniformes, Salmonidae. Gene Ontology annotation, cellular component: plasma membrane. Bases 340 to 1695 code for a protein of 451 amino acids. Gene Ontology annotation, biological process: cellular response to prostaglandin E stimulus; adenylate cyclase-activating G protein-coupled receptor signaling pathway; negative regulation of inflammatory response. Gene Ontology annotation, molecular function: prostaglandin E receptor activity.
CUCAAUCAUAUCAGUGAACUGUAGAUUAUACAGGCAGACGAGUGAGCACGAAUCUUAAACAUGGAUCAGUCAUUUGUAAACGUCAAUGGACAGGGGAUAAGGCAAUGACGUCGACGGGUUACAGAUACUUGGACAAAAUCAACUGAACAUCGAAACAACAGUUUUAAAGGCGUUCUAACUUCUGUUGUGAAUAUAUUGAUUCAGCUCACAUUCAGGAUGAAGACUUCAAUCAUGUUUGAUACGCUUCAUUUUUGUAGAUACCAUGCCUAAUGCAUCUACUGUAUUUCUUAUUGGGAAAUAUUAACGACAGCCUAUAAUGUGACUAAAUAUUUGUUUAAAAUGAGUAACAACACUGUGACCGGGAGGACCAUGGUCCCGACUAUACCGUCCAUCAUGUUUAUUUUCGGGGUGGUGGGAAAUGUGAUUGCCAUCGUGGUGCUCUGCAAGUCCAGGAAAGAACAGAAGGAGACCACGUUCUACACGCUGGUAUGCGGUCUGGCGGUUACAGACCUUUUGGGGACACUCCUGGCCAGUCCCGUCACAAUCGCAACCUAUGUGAAAGGCUCGUGGCCAGGCGGGGAACCACUGUGCCAAUAUUUUGGAUUCAUCAUGCUUUUCUUCUCUCUAGCGGGGCUCAGCAUUAUAUGCGCCAUGUCCGUGGAGAGAUACUUGGCGAUAAACCACGCGUAUUUCUACAACGACUAUGUGGAUCAGAGACUGGCGGGCAUGACGCUUCUGGCUAUCUACAUCUCCAACGUGCUUUUCUGCGCUCUACCUAGCAUGGGUCUGGGACAAGUCAAAAAGCAGUACCCACAAACCUGGUGCUUCAUAGAGUGGCGGAGCAACGUGAGUACCGAUGCCGGCUUUUCAUAUAUGUACGCGGGGUUCAGUUCGAUUCUAAUUCUAGCCACAGUGAUCUGUAACGUUCUGGUAUGCGGUGCUCUGAUUCGAAUGCAUCGGCGGUUUGUUCGGAAGAUGUCAUUGUGGACAGACCCCGGACGAAACACAGACCGGAGAAGGAGACGCAGCUUCGGGCAUCUGGCCGGCGCAGAGAUCCAGAUGGUGAUUGUACUCAUAUGCACCUCAGCGGUGGUGCUUAUAUGCUCCAUUCCACUUGUUGUGCAAGUGUUUCUGAACCAGAUUUAUAAGACUCCGGUGGAGCUGAGACUGGAGAAGAACCCAGAUCUACGGGCGAUCCGCUUCGCCUCAUUCAACCCCAUCCUGGACCCCUGGAUCUACAUCCUCCUCCGCAAGGCCGUGCUCCUCAAGCUCAUUGAGCAGAUCAAGUGUCUGUUCUGUAAGAUAGGAGCACGGAGGCAGCAGAGACAGGGAGCACAUAACUGCCACUGCAUUGAUGAACACCAGCUCCACUCCAUCAUCUCUUCACAAGAGUUCCCGUCCUUGGUGUCCCGCGAAUUGAAGGAGGUGUCCAGCACCUCUCAGGUCGUCCUCUACCUUCCUGAUGGAAGCUGUCAUCACACAGGAGAGCAGGUUGGGCUCCGCAAUUCCUCUGUCCAAGACCCCCAAAGUUCUUAUUUGUCAGAACAGAGAAGUACAGAGGAUGGGAGGAGAGAGGUGACAAACCUAACCAGGGACCACUCUGGUGUGGGAGGAAAGACCACUCAGUCAUGUGUGAAAGACCAGGCUCUUCAUGUGUUGCUAAGUAAUGAGACGGUACAGGAGAAAUGCAUAUAGAUCUUGUUUAUUUGGAAUCCCAUGAACGGUUACUUCAACAGCUUCUCUAAGACUCCUCAUAGUAUUGUGAAGUGUCUGUGAGUCAGAGGGAUGUCCACACAUACAUUGACGGCACUGCCUUCAAACUGCCCAAGAUGCCUUUUCAGAGAGAUUCUGCUCUCCUAAGGGACUUAUUCGGUUAGCGGAAGUGUUAGUGCCAACAGAAAUAGAUUGGCUCCUAGGAUGACUCAUUUGACAUCCUCUAAAGACGAGGAAUGGCACAUUUAGACAAUGUUGAAAAGCUUUUGGUAAGCCAGACAGGAGGAAGGACAAACAAGAGAGAGAAGAUGUCUGCUCCACUUUGAUGUCAAGCUACCUCGACCAGAAACAUUAAUGUUUGUUUGUUUUUCCUGUCUUCUCGCACAGGUCAGAGAGCAAGGCUGUAAGAGCAGAGCAGCUUCUCCAUGGCCUAAAGGGGCAUUGGCUGUACACUGUAGCUAAACAGUUUAAACACUAGCUUCUUUCAAUCAUUGUGCAAACUGUGAGUUAGUAUUUAGAGUAUUUAAGCUACAAUGAUUGAGAUGUACAGAAUUGUUAUUAUGAUUCAUUGAAAGGAAUGUAGUAUAGGGCCUGUCAUUAUGUGCCAAACUGCCAUGAUAACACCAAGGAAAAGUCAGUUCUCACAAAACGAUUUGUCUGUAGAAGGUUUGCUGUUCAGAGAUACACUUCACUUGACUGUUUUGCAUCACAUAAUAGCUUUAGAGAGUUAAUGUAUAGUGCAGUAUUGUGUGUAAUAACAUUAUCCAUGUGUUGUCCUUCAGGUGAGGAGUAUGUCAAAUUGCGAAUUAGAAGGCUUUUUAGAAUGCCUUAGUCAUGGAAUGAGUUGUGCCAACAUGCAGGGUAAUUUGCCAAACUCUGUAUAUGUAUUUCUAUUAUGCUGGUACCAGUUUUUGAACGUUUAUCAGAUUAUCAGUGAUUCACCUAAGUAUUGUCAUUGUCAUUAUUUAGUGACUUACGCAAUCAGCCUGGUCUCAUAUACUAGCAUACAUAAAUCAGGGACACCAGAUUAGUGUGACAUGUUACGUUUGGUAUGAUUACGUCAGACAGAAGGUUACUUAAGGAAAAAUGAAAGGAGGGCGGUUAGUCGGCGUAUAACGCAAACGUCUAGCGCGAACGUCUAGCGCGAACGUCUAGCGCGAACGUCUAGCGCGAACGUCUAGCAACCCAAAGGUUGCGCGUGCGAAUCUCAUCACGGACAACUUUAGCAUUUUAGAUAAUUAGCAACUUUGUAACUACUUAGUAUGUUAGCUAACCUUUCCCCUAACCCUAACCCUUUAACCUAACUCAUAAGCUUAACCCCUAGCCUAGCUAACAUUAGCCUGCUACCUGAGACCAGGUUGAUGCAAUUUCUUCUCUGUGAGAAGUUUCAAGUUAUUCAAUCCCACCAUGAAAUGUUACAAUAGCAUAAUAUGAAAGGUCCUUAUCAAUUUUGAAAUAUUAUGUUCUGCCAUAUCUGUAAACCCCCUAAAAUGACAGAUGUUUUUCAUUUUAAAUCCAAUAAGCUUAUGUUGUAUCCACCCUAUAGAAUAUUAAUUUAAGCAAUACAUUCUAAAAAUGAAUUCAAUUGAUUAACAGUAACUGAUACCCACCUUUUGGUUUCAAGGAUUUGUGCAUGACUCCAUUUCCUUUGGACCACCUAUGAGACUGAACGUGUGUAUGUGCAAAACAUCACGCACAUGAGUCAGUGUCAGGCAGUGUGUGUGUGUGUCAUUAAACUACAUGUCAUCUAAGAACAAGCGGAAAUCAUUUAUGUAAGCAGGAAGGUUCUCACACUCAGAUUCCUGACAGAGUUUAGAGGUCAUAUUGUGACCCUGUUAGCACACAGAUGUUACUGAAAGGUACAGGCCACUGCUUUCCAAGUUUACACAAGUAUAAUUGGCUAAACAAACCCUAACGAACUUGGGUCCAAGGCCGUUAACGAUGAAUUCAGGUUCAAACACGCAAAAAGAAUCCCAGAUCUACUAGUUAGUAACUGAGCACACACACACACACACAAUAUUGUGAUGAGCAGAAGGCAGACUUCCCAUAACUUGACUGAGGCAGCAUCUUUCAUAAAACAACAAGCGUCUAUGGCUCCUAUCCAGCAUGAUUCAAGGUCCAGUGCAGUCAAAAUUGAGUUUUUCCUUAUAUCAUAGUGUACAACACCUGAUGAAAUGAACACUGUAAAAGGUGUGAUUUUUUUAUCAGUGUAAUUUACUGAUAGUUGCUGGUUGAAAAUCCAAUCUACACAGGACCUUCUAAUCAGCAGGUUUGCAUGGGUGGGAGUUUCGACUUUCCAUGGUGACAUUACUAUGCGGCAAAUUGGUUAAUUGACCAAUAACAAAGAGCGUUCCAAACCUCUCUGCCAAUAAUAGCUAGUCUUCAGUUUUCCUCUCCCUACUCUGCAUUGCUGGUUAAGGGCUUGUAAGUAAGUAUUUCACGGUAAGAUAUACACCUGUUGUAUUCGGGCGCAUGUGACAAAUAACAUUUGAUUUGACUCAGACCACUCCCAGACAGUCCCAGCAAAAUUCUUGCUUGAGAAAUAGUUUUUUGCUAAAAAUAUUUUUUUGUCCUUAAUGGAAAUCUAUUACAGUAAGGUACUUAAUUACUACCCAUGAAUUAUUUGAUAUUGAUAUAGAAACGACUGCAUUGGGCCUUUAAGCUUGAACUAGCAAUGCUUUGACAAAUAUGCUGAGAAUGGGAUAUCAACACAGUGUGUGUGAGAGCAACCAACCUCAACAUGAGUAACAACAGCCACGCAAUGUGUGGUGGAGAGAGCAGAUAAACUGUGAAAGGCUGUAAUUUAUCAAAACACGCUGUUGCAUGGAGUACUUCCAAAGAGACAAUAGGGCUGUUCACCGCAGUAAUUGUCUUGUAUAUUGACCCUGGUCUGAUUGCAACCUUACGUGACACACACUUUUACCAAAUGUGUUUAUGCCUCUUCCACAAACUACACUUUCAUAAGAUAGAGCCAGUAUAUGCUCAUGGACACUCUUAAUGGGCAAAAAUGGGCAUUAAGUUGGCGAGCAAGUUCAUAAGCUAUUAGGUUUCAGGGUCUGGGUUGAGCUAGUGGCCACACUUCCGCCCAGUCUACAUUUCCAUCCAUUCUCCUGUAACAUGGCCAUAUAAUGUCAGUAACUACACAUACGUUGCCGUUCUGUGCAUCACAUUACAGUAACAAGGAAACAUAAAGCUGCUUUAAGUCAAUAGGACGCACGCCAACAUCAAUUAUCUGUCCUGUGUCUCCUGGGAGCUAUGACACCGACUGCUCAGCAUCAGGGCACAUCUGCUGUCAGCUACAGAUGAACAGGACAGUAGACCACUACGUCAUGAUUAUUAUAGCAUUAUACAUGACAGAGACCAGAAACUAUGGGAUGGUAGAGAUGAUAAACCCUCAGUGAUGUGCAUAAGCUGUAUUUCUCAGGUAGUGGGGAGAAAAGACAAAUCUAAUGUAAAGAGGAAGACCAGGCAAUGGUUGAAACCUUGUAAAAACAACACUUUUUUCUCAGGGUACAGGUGGAAAUGGUUUAUAACAGUGUCAUUCAUUUUAGGCACGUAAAAUCUGUAAAUAAUGAGUAUUUCACUAAUUGAGGCACUCAUUCAGUGCUGUAGCCAAAGCCAUACAGUGUUAGCAGACCAGGGGUCUAAGGCACUGCAUCUCAGUGCUGUAGCCAAAGCCAUACAGUGUUGGCAGACCAGGGGUCUAAGGCACUGCAUCUCAGUGCUGUAGUCGAAGCCAUACAGUGUUGGCAGACCAGGGGUCUAAGGCACUGCAUCUCAGUGCUGUAGUCGAAGCCAUACAGUGUUAGCAAACCAGGGAGGGAGAAGAUGAUCUAAAAAGCUUCAGGAAUUAGUCAACCUUCUGACUCUGUUAAGCCCUACACAAACAUAGUUAGGACUCAGAAUACAGGCUUAAUUCAUGGGGUUCAGAACAGUAUUAAACACAGCCCGUUCCCACGAAACCAGUUAUUAAUUACACGUUACACGUUGAUCCUCAUUGUUGUGUAACAUCUACCAAAGCAAAUAGGAAAGUCUUAGGCGCUCAAUAUGACCUGCAUAGAAUCAGAAAGUAAAGCCCAUCAGAUAUGAUUCAAACAAAACAAUGUGCUAAAGAUCUUGCUUCAGCAAGAUGUGAACGCAUUUACCUCCAUAUAAGAAAAACAUAUUCAGCAAUGGAGAUGCACCCAAGGGAACAGAGGGAACGUGCAGAAGUGCCCGUUGAGUCGAAUACACACAUUGAGGACAAGAAACCAAGAGGCCAAAAAUGUACAUCUGUUGUUGAGGCUCCAAGAAAAAGGACAGGGUAGAAACCUUUUGAUGAAAGCCAUGAAUUAAUUGGUGUCAUUCUUGUUAUCGAGGUCAAUGGAGUUGAAAGGUAGAACAGGUUCAGCUCAUAUAAAUCCAUGAUAACGGACCUUUAAACUGCUUAGGCUUCAGACCUCUUCAGCGGACACAUAAUAAAGCAAUGGAUAAUAUUAUAUUACAGUCAGUAGAUGGAUAAAUCUUUAUUAUUACUGACAUCCACUUCCCUGUCCCAAAAUUAGGGAAGUACUGUCAGUGGUCAUAAUUACAGAGUAUACAUUCUUUGUUUGUUUGUUUGCCUGUAGUUCAAGACAAAAUGUCAAAGAAAAUAUAUUGCAUUCAUACUUAUGCACCACAGCGAGCAAAGAGGAGUAAGUAAGGCUAUAUUAGACCUCUAGAAAAGUACAGCAAUACAGUCAUGUGACUAAUAUACUGGAAACACACAAGCAUUUCCCAGCUAAAAGCUAUUGUACCAGCCAACUCCGGUCUCCACUCAGUGAUUUUUGGAGACGAUUUCAGACUUUCACAAGAGCCCAAUUUGAGUAUGUUUUCGUUCAUUUUUCAUCAUGAUUAUUCACAGACGUUACCUAGCAACCAGGGUGCAGAAUUCCCCCAUUUUCCCCAAAAGAUUAAUCACCCAUUACAAACUUUAUCAAUGAAUAUAACCACUGAGCCUUUCCAGAUACUCUGGGAUGCUGCUUUACUCUGGUCAGAUUUCAUAUGAACUCUUGGAAGUGCCUGGGAAGUUGUCUGGACCAUAUUGCAUGUUUAUAUAGUGCCCAUGUUGUAUCUUAGCAUGGUGUCCUGGCUCUCUAUAUGAGAGUGCCCAGUAUCCUAUUAUACCAAACUCUGGCCAUGCCCAGGGCCAGCCAGCACUGACUGCAGUCUGGUUCCCAACUGUGUAUCUGUUUUAAUUGCGGGUUCUCAGAAGACUGAUGUGAAACAGUAUUUGUUGGGAAUAAUAUUUAACAUGGCUUCCCUCCCUUCAGGUGUGUGAUUGAAUGAGUGAUAUAAAUGUCUGACAGCCAAUGGGAAGCGUGGGAACCUUAUAGUAAGCAGUGAACAUGGGGAACUGGAUCUAGGAAAAUGGUCACCCUGGAAGACAUAGCAAAACAACAACUGGUCAUAAAUUCAUCAGCUUUCAGACACCCUGACGUGUUUUACGAGUUAACAUGAACUCAGUGACUUACCAAGAAGCAAAAGAGAACAUUUCUGACUUUUUGAUAUAUAUGGGAACAGGGACUUAUUGUACAAUCAAACUAUUAUGUGUGUGUGUUUUAAUGUACUCUUUGCAAGCUAUUUCAGAAUUUGUUACUGUAAAGCUUCAAACACUAAUGUACUGUAUUAUUGUGAAAUAAUGAAUUUAAUAAUUGAUCAAAUGUCAUAAUUUGGAUAAAGCUCUGCCAUAUCUGUCUAUGGCUGAAGUCA